This is a messenger RNA of Closterium sp. NIES-65, 5040 nucleotides long. NCBI's taxonomy places the organism in Eukaryota, Viridiplantae, Streptophyta, Zygnematophyceae, Desmidiales, Closteriaceae. The record is from the annotation of a GenBank genome assembly.
AUGGCGUACCUUUUCCCUUCGCAAGUCGUUUCGAUUCGCCCAUUGAGAGCUGUGCGGCCUGAUGAUGGUCGCGAGUUGCCUCUUAGAAACUUGAAAAUUCCGCUCAAACAUCUCAAUCUACCUCCAUCGAAAGCGGCUCCCAGGGUUCGAACCCGUGACCACAGCCUGACAAUCAAGUGUGACGCUGGAAAACCCGUCAGACCAGCAGAUCUUUCAACGGCUGAGAUCGCAUUUGUGGAAAUCGAGCCGUCGCUGCCUAUUGAUACAGGGAUUGAGACGCGUAAAUUGGGGGAAGAGGAGGGGGAGAGCAAUGGCGGCAAAGGGGAGAGCAACGUGAGGCCAGUGAGGGGCGAAGAGCCGGGGGAUAGGGGGAGUGGGGAUAGGGGGAGCGGGGAUAAGAGGAGCGGAAGGAGAGCAGAGAAAACGAGCAGAGGGGGGGAAAGUUGCGAAGAAGAGGAGGCAGUGGCAAUUAUUGCGAGAGUGCUAAGAGGGAAAUUUGGGCCUCAGAUUGUUCGAGAGGAGGAUGGAGGCGGAAGCAGAGAGGGCGGAAAGGAGAUUAAGGAGGGAGGGGAGGAAAAAGAGGUAGAGGAGGCCGAGAGAGUGAAAGAGGAGGAAGGGGUACCGGUCUGUGAAAUGGAGGACGGCGAGGGGAGAGAGGACGACAUAAAAGCAGAAUUCAGCGAGGAGGAAUUACCAGGUAGCACGUCUUUCUUCACACCUGCAAUGCCACUCAAGGGAGCACGUGCAACCUCUCCCUCCUCCCUCCUCUCCCUCUACCGCUUCUUCUCCUCCCACCUCGGCAUCUCCUCCCCUUCCACGGUCGCUUCCCUCCUCGCCUCCCACCCUGCCCUCCUGCGUUCCGAUCCGGCCAGUGACCUGCUGCCACGUGUCCGGCUAUUGCAGUCGUAUGGCAUAUCCCAGGCCACCAUUGUCCACGUCACCAUCACGAAUGCGUCUUGGCUCCGAAGCUCCCUUCCGCAAAUUCAGGGGACGAUUGAGUUUAUUCUGGCUCGGGGCGUGCGCCGAAGCAAGCUAGGCAUGGUGAUCCGGGGUUCGCCGUACCUCAUCCGCUCGCAUGCUCGUUCAACGAACCUGGACAUUUUGGUGGAGGCAGCAGGGAUUCCUGAGGAGAAGCUGGGUGUGAUUAUAGAGAGAUGCCCAAAUAUCUUAUGUCGAAGUGAAGAAUCCAUACAGGAUCAAAUCAAGCUGCUGUCAGACUACUUGUCAGAUGGAUUCGAAGAGAAGGGGACAGAAGAGGAUACCAGCAGCAGCACAGGACACCUGAAGCAGCACCUGAAAAAACACAAGAAUCGGCAACGUCUGGACAAAAAGAUCCUCCUGACGAGGCUUCUCCUGAACUACCCACGAAUCCUCCUCUCUUCUUCUGAUCGCAUCUCAGCCAAUCUCAGCCUUCUCCAGUCCUUCACUCCCCCUGAUAGCCCCUCCAUUGCCAUCCCUGUUCUCCGCCACGCUCCUUCCAUCCUAAACCUCGGUUCGGAGAAUCUUUUAGCUAAGCUCCAGUUCUUUGUGGAGCUGGUCGGGAAAAAGGCAGCAGGGAGGGUGGUUAGUAGUCAUCCGCUGGUUUUGACUCUGUCUAAGGAGAAUUUGGAGGGUAAGGUGGCGGUUCUGAGCGGUUUAAUUGGCCCGGAGAAUGCUGCGCUCGCAGUGGCGCGAUUCCCACUGCUGCUGACUUCUGGGGAAGAGACCAUGAAGCAGAACUAUGCAGAGCUUUUGAGGGAGUUUCAGGAGGCGUUGGAAGGGGGAGGAGGGGAUGAGGGUGGGAUUGAGGGACUGGAGGCAGGUGGGAUUGGUGAAGCGAAGGAGGGGGAUGGAGAGUAUAGGUCUCAAAAUGGAAAACAAGAAGGUAUAUCCGGUGUGGGUGAAGGUUCUGUGAAUGGAGUGGAGGAGUUAGCACGUAAGCUGGUGAUAAAUCUGGCUGUGAAGUCCCCGCAAUGCGUUUACUACAGCUGGGAUGGGAACAUGAGGCACAAGGUGGAGUACUUGAAGCGGGAAAUGGGGCUCUCUAUAAUGGAGGUGCUUGCCUUCCCUCCAUUCCUGGGGUUUAACCUGGAUCGGCGAAUCAAGACGCGACAUGCGGCGCUGCUGCAGUUGGGCUACGACGUUGUGUCCAAUAAGACUGUGGCUCUUCAGAAGCUCAGCAGCAAUCGGAAAGGGGCUGCGGACAAAGAUGAGGAGAGGGGAAACCGAGAUGAGGACGUGGACGGGAAAUUGAAGAAGGGUUUGGCAGAUGUGGGGAAUGGGGAAGAUGAGUGGCAAGAAGAGGAGGCUGAUGAGGAGAGUAAUGAGCUUCUGGUGAGACCGCAUGAAGACACGGAAAGCGCGAACGUGCGAUUCUAUCCGCCCUUCGAUGGCAAGCCAGUACCAGCGGUUGGGACGGAGACUCGGAUGCGUACAGAUGGAAGAGAGGAGGGAGAGAGUGAGGGAGGAGAGUCAGAGAAGAGUGAGAGUGGAGUGGGAAGAGGGGAGGUGUACGGCAGAGGAGAGCGUACGAGACGCAUUCUCCGAACCAAGCUAGGUGCGGUGCUUCGAAAGUCUCCAUAUCUCAUCGGCGCACGAGCUCGUUCAACUAACCUGGACAUAUUGGUGGAGAGAGCAGGGGUUCCUGUGGACAAGCUGCCUCUCCAGUACUUCGUGGGAGUGGUGGGAAAGAAGGCAGCAGGGAGCGUGGUGCGCAGCUACUCGUCGAUUCUUAUUCUAUCGGUAGAGAACAUGCGGGGCAAGGUGGCAUUGCUGGGCGAUCUGAUUGGUCGAGAGAACGCCGUGCUUGCUGUGGCUAGAGUAGGAGUGGUUCACGAGGCGGAGAGCGCGACUCUGCGAUUCGAACCGAGCUUCGACGACGAGCCAGUACUGCCGGUUGGGACGGAGGCUCGGUUGCGUGCAGAAGGAAGAGAUGAGGGAGAAAGUGAGGGAGGAAAAUCAGAGAAGAGCGGGAGUAGAUUGACAAGAGCAAGGGAAGUGGAGGACAAGGUUGCGGGAGGCGGGUGGACUGGAGAGAGGGGAGGAUGCAAGGAGACAGAGGAGGAGGAAAAGGCAGUGGCUAUGAUUGCCGGAGUGUUAAGAGAGAAAUUCGGGCCCCAGAUUGUGACAGAGGAGGAGUACGAGGGGUCUACAAACGAAAGGAUUACGGACCAGGAGGAGGCCAAGGGACGACAGGGAGAGGAAGAGGUGGGGUAUGGGGGUGGGGAAAGAGGGGGCGUGGAAGCUGAGAGCGAAGAGGAUGAGGAAUGGAAGGAGGGGGAAGACGCAGAACCAGAAGCAGAAUUGGAAGCAGAAGCAGAAGAAAGUGAGGAGGACGCACCACCCACCACGUGUCCUCCCAAACGGCCUCCUCCUCCAUACUAUGGCCCGCGGGUCGUAUCUCUCUCCUCCCUCCUCUCCCUCUACCGCUUCUUCUCCUCCCACCUCGGCAUCUCCUCCCCUUCCACUGUCGCUUCCCUCCUAGCCUCUCACCCUGCCCUCCUGCGUUCCGAUCCCACCAGUGACCUGCUGCCACGUGUCCACCUCCUCCAGUCGUAUGGCGUAUCCCGUCCCGACAUCUCAGCCAUCACCAUGAGAAAAUCUUCCUGGCUCCGACUCUCCCUUUCCCACCUUCAGGAAAUGCUCGACUUCCUAUUGGCUCGGGGUGUACGCCGUACGAGGCUAGGAUCGGUGCUCCGAAAAUCUCGAAAUCUCAUUAGCGUGCGGGCUCGUUCAACGAACCUGGAAUUUUUGGUGGAGAGAGGGGGGGUUCCUGUGGACAAGCUGGGUUUGAUUAUAGACAGAGCCCCAGAUAUUCUAUCCGCGAGGGAGGAGACCAUACAUAGUCGCCUCGAGCAAAUAUCAGCGUUUUUUACCACUGGAUCCGGAGAAGGAAACGUCAACAGUGGGCACCUGAGGAAACACCUGAAUGGGCAGCACGAGGACAAGAAUCACCUGAGCAGACUCCUGGUGCACUAUCCAGGAAUCCUCCUCAGGUCUUCCGAACGCAUUGGCAGCAUCCUCCGCCUCCUCCAGUCAUUCUCUCCCCCUGACAGUCCCUCCAUUUCCCUCUCCAUUCUCCGCCGUGCCCCCACUCUCGUCCACCACAGCUCGCAAAAUCUCUUAGCUAAGCUCCAGGGUUUAGAGAAGCUGCUGGGGAAGAAGACAGUAGGGAUUGUGGUGAGAAGCCACCCUUCAGUUUUGAAUCUAUCUUUCGAGAACUUGCAAGGCAAGGUGGCGUUGUUGGGCGAUUUGAUUGGUCAGGGGAAUGCCGAGCUUGCAGUGGCACGGCAUCCUUUAAUUCUGACGUCUAGCGAGGAAAAUUUCAGAAGGAAUUUCAGAGAGCUUGUGCGAGAAGUGGAAGAGGCAUUGGAGAGCGGUGGGGAAGCAGGAAGUGGAACGCAAAGGCUGGGGGAAGGGGCAUUGAAGCAUGAUGCAAGAGAAUAUGCGGAGCAAGGGGGGAGCGGUGCUGAAAUCCCAGCUAAGACUACGAGCUGGGCUGAAGCAAGCGCAACCGCACGGGCAGGAGAAAGACGAGGCUUCAAGAGCAUUGCUGGUGCCACCACAGCUUGUGAGCUUGUAGCAAAUCUGGUGGUUAAGUUCCCGAAUUCUAUCUGCUUCAGUUGGGAGAGGAUCACAAGUCAUAAGGUGGAAUACCUAAAGCGGGACAUGGGGCUCCCUAUAACGGAGGUCAUUAAGUUCCCUUUCUUCCUUGGGUACAGCUUGGAUCGGCGAAUCAGGCCGCGACAUGUGGCGCUGCUGAGCAAGGGCUAUGUGUUCGUGCCGCAUGAGGUGGCUCUUCCAGUAAAGGGCGGAGAGAGGGCAGAAUAUAAGGCACUGGAGGAUGGGGAGGAUGAGGGUGAGAAAGCUGAGUAUGGGGUGGGGAAGCAUGAGCGUGGAACUGCAAUGGAUCCUACCCAAGACAACUCUGUUGCGUUGGGGAAGAGAGGUGUGAGUUGGCAGCAGGAAAGGAAGGCAGUAUGCUUGGGUCAGUUGCUUCUAUGCUCCGACCACAUAUUCGAAAGGCGGUUUGAUGUUGAGCUCGCACCGUUUUUGCCGUGA